ACACUUUCGUUUGCAUGACUUUUCUCAUUUUCAAAUUUCAUAUCAAGCUUGUGGAGUCACACUGGAGCCUGUGCUCACAAACCAGCCAUUCUUUCUACAUGUAGCAUUUUCAGAUUUAGUUCGCUCAAACAAUUCGUAUAUGCAAAUUUUAAUCAUUACACAACUUCAGAACAUUGCUAAAAUAUCUUGCAAUUUUGUCUGAUAUAUUCUCAAUGAACUGGGUACUGCGGAGAUCAAUUGCAUAUCUUCAUAUAUUUCAGAUCAGUAGACAGCCUGUAACAAAUUCAAGAUUUUAUUCUCAAUCAGAAGGAGAUCAGCUAAGGGUACUUGCUACGAAUUUUGAUCAAAAUGCCGAUGACACAGACCUAAAGACGUCAAACUUUGUUCUAGGGAGUAUCUACAAUAUGGCAUUCGCGAAAUAUCUACAAGAAAAAAAGUUGCCAUUUUUGUCUCUCCUGGUUGUAGGAGUUAUAUGCAUUGGCAUCUUUCUCUUUGCAUUUGGAAUGUCAAGUUAUCCUUCUGAAUUCCAUGCAGCUCAAAUAGAAGCUAUGAUUUCAAAAGAUGAAACAAAACAUGUAAAAUCUCAUGACAGGAGACCAGACAAUUCGUCAAGUGAUUUAUGGCAUUACCAUCAACAAGAGGUUCAAAAUAAAAAUAAUUCCAUUUUGAAGGUUAAGGAGCCUCCUGACACAGAUAGGGAUGAAAAGAAAAUGGUGGCAGAGGGCACACAGAAGCACAAUGUAAAGCAGGUGGCAGAGGGUACACAGAAGCAGGAUAGAAAUCAAGUGACCGAAGAGGGCCUACAGAAGCAGGAUAGAAAUCAAGUGACCGAAGAGGGCCUACAGAAGCAACAGAACAUGUCAAUUGCUUUUGGAAAACAAGAUGACUCAGUGUUGAAAUGGGACCUUUGUAAUGGAGGUCCUGAUUUUAUCCCAUGCCUCGACAAUGUUAAGGCUAUAAAAAAGCUAGCAUCACGUCGACAUAUGGAACACAGGGAGAGGCACUGCCCUACUGAAGAAGACUUACGGAGAUGCCUUCCUCCACUUCCUGAUGGUUACAGAUCACAUAUACACUGGCCUCAAAGCAGGGACAUGAUAUGGUUAAAAAAUGUUCCUCAUACCAAACUUGUGGAAUACAAGAAAGAUCAGAAUUGGGUUAAAAUCUCUGGCAAAUACCUUGUGUUUCCUGGAGCUGGAACACAAUUUAAAGGCGGAGCUUCCAGUUACAUCAACUUUAUUGAAAAGAUAUUCCCAAUUAUUGCAUGGGGAAAACAAACAAGAGUUGUGCUAGAUGUGGGUUGUGGUGUUGCAAGUUUUGGUGGACAUCUUCUUGACAAAGGUGUCCUGACAAUGUCAUUUGCUCCGAAGGAUGAACAUGAAGCACAAAUUCAGUUUGCUCUUGAGCGAGGCAUUCCGGCUAUUUUAUUAGUUAUUGGUACACAAAGGCUUGUUUUCCCAAGCAAUGUGUAUGAUGUGAUACAUUGUGCACGGUGUAGGGUGCAUUGGUAUGGCGAUGGUGGCAAACCUUUGUUGGAGAUUAAUAGGAUUCUCAGACCAGGAGGGUAUUUUGUAUGGUCUGCAACACCAGUUUAUCGGGAUGAUCCACAAGAUCAUGAUGUAUGGCAAACAAUGGUGGCUUUGACAGAGUCGAUGUGUUGGAAAUUGGUUCUCAAAACAACGGAUUCAACUGGAAUUGGAAUUGCUAUCUAUCAAAAGCCUACUUCAAAUUCUUGCUAUAUACAGAGAAAAGAAAAUGACCCACCUUUAUGUGAUGAUAGUGAUAGGCCUGAUGGUGCAUGGUAUGUACCACUGCAAAGAUGCCUGCACAAGAUACCUACUAUAACUUCUAUUCAUGGUUCCAUGUGGCCGCCAAAGUGGCCUUUGCGGCUUGAAGAAGAACCAUUCUGGCUGAAAAGCAUGCCACAAAGCACAGAUGGAUCAGCUAGAGACUUCCACAAGGACACAAUAUACUGGAGGCAUGCUGUACAAAAUCAAUACUUGCAUGGUCUUGGUAUUGACUGGUCAUUUAUCAGAAAUGUGAUGGAUAUGAAAUCAGGCUAUGGAGGGUUUGCUGCAGCUCUUGUAGAUGAACCUGUUUGGGUGAUGAAUGUUGUUCCGACUGAUGGCCCAGAUACACUACCUGUAAUAUUUGAUAGAGGCCUUGUUGGGGUUUAUCAUGAUUGGUGUGAAUCCUUCAAUACUUAUCCACGAACAUAUGAUCUUUUGCAUGCAGAUCAUCUUUUUAGUAAUUUGGCUUUUAAGUGUAAUAUGGUGGAUAUAAUUAUAGAAAUGGAUAGAAUAUUGAGGCCACAAGGAUGGGUUAUAAUUCAUGACACAUUACCAACAGUGGAGAAGUUAUUGCCAGUAAUGCGCUCUCUGAAAUGGCGAACAUAUACUAAAAUCACAGAGGAAAAUAAGAAGCUUAUUGUAGCCCAAAAAGAUCAAUGGCGUCCUGAGAAAGGCCCUCAUGUCCUCUUAUAAUUCUCGAAGAAGGCCAUCCACAUUCUUUCAUAUAUCCUCAUUGAUUUACAAUGUAAUAUAAGAUGCAUGCUGCUAAAAUAAUAGAAUUCAGUUCAUAAUUGUGGAAUAGUAUGACAAGAUUGUAUGCAAUGGAUGAUGCAGCGAACAUGAGAACAUGGGGCCUCUGAUGCACAUAAUGCCAGAUUCUAUGGUUAGAAAAUCUAGGUGGACGAUCAUGCAUUGUAAGAGAUGCAAAUCACACCACUAUCUAAGCUAUUUUGUUAAAAUUCAUCCACAGACUAUGUCAGUCUUGGGCAUCCAUACAACCCAUUGGGCCAUUGGCUUCCGCCAUCUCCAUAUGUAAAACUAUCUUCAACUCUUAAAAAAUUGAGUAGAGUAUUUUUUAAUGGUUCAUAGACUGAAAAUAUCCACCCAUUGCCACUCAAAAAUUUUGCACUACAUAAGCGUGCUGAUUUGAGAUGUAUUUGUGAUCUAUUCCAGAAUUUAUUUGGGUCAAUUGUAGAUCUCUAUAAUGUGAAAUAUGAGCAAUUAUGUUAGCUUA
Molecule: messenger RNA, 3021 nt
Organism: Cryptomeria japonica (Japanese cedar)
Lineage: Eukaryota; Viridiplantae; Streptophyta; Pinopsida; Cupressales; Cupressaceae
Product: probable methyltransferase PMT23
Exons: 10
Coding region: 213-2480 (755 amino acids)
Cellular component (GO): endosome; cytoplasm; trans-Golgi network
Molecular function (GO): methyltransferase activity
Source: RefSeq, a predicted model, not a curated record